Molecule: messenger RNA, 755 nt
Organism: Vicia villosa (hairy vetch)
Lineage: Eukaryota; Viridiplantae; Streptophyta; Magnoliopsida; Fabales; Fabaceae
Product: classical arabinogalactan protein 1-like
Exons: 1
Coding region: 65-406 (113 amino acids)
Source: RefSeq, a predicted model, not a curated record
UCUUUUCACAUUCCACUUAAGAAUAAACACUCUUUUAUUCUCUUUCUAUUUUCAAGAGUAAAAAAUGUCUCACUUCAAAUUGAGUUUGGCUUUCAUGAUUGUUGCUGCAUUGUUGUUGAGCACUACAAUGGCUCAAUCUCCAGCCUCAUCUCCAAUCAAAUCGAAGUCACCGAGAAAAGCAAUAUCUCCGUCACCAGCCACCGUGACUCCACCGCCGGCUUCUUCUCCCGCCGCCGGAGGUUCUCCUCCUGAACAAUCAGCAUCUUCUCCGGCGAUCUCUCCUUCUUCCAUCUCUGGUCCACCAUCUGAAGCGCCAGGACCUGCUUCCAGCGCUGUCGUUUUGAAUAGAGUCUCUGUUGCUGCUGGAUCUGCAGUUGUGAUUUUCGCAGCUGCUUUGAUAUUGUAGACGCCGAAUUCUUCAAGUUAUUCCUUUUUUUUUUUUUAAUUAUUUCAAUUUCAUUUUAUUCUUUGAUUUAUUUUGUACUACUGUUCUUAUGAAUAUUACUUACAAGUAGAGAUUUUUUUUAUAUUUUUAUUUCUAUAAUUAUAUCCAUUCUUUUGUGUGGUAAACUCAAACAAAAUUGGAAUUUGAUGAUGCAUUUAAUUUUAAUUUGAGUUGUACUAUAUAAACUAAUUGGUAGUAAGUGUAACUGAUUUUCACGUUCAGUUGGUAGUGAUUAGAAAAUUUGUUACUCUCUCUUUCUUUAUCAUAUUAAAAUUCAAAGAAGAAUAAAAACAAAUUGGAAUUUGAACUA